UAUUCUAAGUUUGACAGUUUUAUCUGUAAAAUUUUUAUCAUUGUUGUAUUGCUUCAACAUGAGGGCGUUGACGUUAGAAACUUGUCUACCAUUGCUGAUGAUUUUGGUCCAUACAGAAGCUUGGUUUAUAUCUUGGCCAGAGUGGGGCCGAUGUCCCUACAUGGAUGUCAGUAACAAAUUCAAUCCUAAACAGUAUUUCGAUGGCACGUGGUACCUAAGAAAAGCUUACAACAACGAGUUUCUAGAUGGAAGAGGACGAUGCAGCUUCUCCAAAUAUUCCAACGACAAAACGUCGGGUUUGACGAAAGUUAAAUUCCAACAUUGGUCUAUUUGGAAGAACGACUGGGCUUCUGAAAACGCUACACUGUCACGUGCAGAGAGUGACGCGAAAUUUCUACUCAAGUUCCACGACAAAUUCGGUUUCCUGGAUGAAACCUUACCUUACUGGAUCGUGGAAGUUGACGCCAAAUACGAAAAGUACAGCAUUGCUUACAGCUGUGAAAACGUCUUUCUUUUCUUCCACCAAUACAGCAGCUGGGUAAUGACCCGAGAUCCAAGUUCAGAUAUCAAGUAUAUUGAUGAGAGACUGCGCUAUCACACGCUGGACCCGAGCUUGUUCGUCGAAAUCGAUCAAUCGAGAUGUCCGCCUGAAUCUGCGUAGUAAUAAUUGCACCGAUAUUAGAGUGUUCUAAUAAAACUUGUAUGUGCUACAAUCGUGUAUUUUAUUUUUACAGGAACAAUAAUGAAUAAAUUUUUGAUUAAAAUUA
Macrosteles quadrilineatus (aster leafhopper) is the source of this 767-nucleotide messenger RNA. RefSeq names its product apolipoprotein D-like. The record is from RefSeq and is a predicted model, not a curated record. Bases 59 to 661 code for a protein of 200 amino acids. The transcript is spliced from 6 exons. NCBI's taxonomy places the organism in Eukaryota, Metazoa, Arthropoda, Insecta, Hemiptera, Cicadellidae.